Messenger RNA from Trichosporon asahii var. asahii CBS 2479, 3333 nucleotides. RefSeq lists its product as uncharacterized. The coding region runs from base 1 to 3333 and encodes 1110 amino acids. Gene Ontology annotation, biological process: regulation of telomere maintenance via telomerase; telomere capping. The transcript is spliced from 10 exons. NCBI's taxonomy places the organism in Eukaryota, Fungi, Basidiomycota, Tremellomycetes, Trichosporonales, Trichosporonaceae. Gene Ontology annotation, molecular function: G-rich strand telomeric DNA binding; telomerase inhibitor activity. Gene Ontology annotation, cellular component: nuclear telomere cap complex. The record is from RefSeq and is a predicted model, not a curated record.
AUGCUCCAGCCCGACCCUGCACGAAGCUUACCGCACCCUUUGAUCCUUUUGCACGCGCCUGUCAGGGCGACGGCGAGGAACCGAAAGUUGGUCGUCGAUGGCGCUUUUGCUUCCGUGCCUGGUUCCUCAUGCCGUCACCUGGGCGAGGGCAGGGCCAUGAGUCCAAGCCAUGGUUUCAAAUGCCCAAGUUCAAACGCCGGUGUCAACAAUGACCCUCCACCAAUCACACGUCGACAUCGUCCCGCCAUGUCACGACAUCAGCACCCGCUGAAGUCCGUGGCCGCCCAUGCUUCUCCGGCAGGAAGCAGCAGCGCCGGCGCCGAUGCUCGCAACACCCUCGCCUACGACCAGCUCACGCCCGGUACCGACUUCCCCACGGGCCAGCUGACGGGCAGCCUCAAGCUGCUCUACACGCCCAAGCCAGAGGAAGAUGAACUCCACUUGGAUUUUGCAAUCAAGGUCAAGCUGGCCGCAUCCUCGGACUAUGUCCAGUCCAAGCAGCACCGGCGCACCAUCAUGGUCCGCUUUAUCCUUCUUCCUUCCCCGUCUGACGAUGCCGCCCUCGUUGCCCAAGCCAGAGACGCAAACUAUGAUCUCCUCAAGCGCAGCCUAGGAUCGACGCUCACUGUCGACUGCGCCGGCGCCAAGGUCCUCGGGCGAGGCGAGAUGGGCGACCGCACACCUGUGGUCAAGAUUCGGGCGACCGGCAGUAGGGUCGUAACUGUUGACGGAAUCCGUCAUGAAUUUCUCAAAUGCGAACGUCCGAAGCCCUCUUCCAGAUCGCGCGCAGACGACUGGUUCUCUCCGUCGCCUGCACCAAGUGUACCGAGUGCUCCGCCAAUGCACCCGACGACCGCCGCCCAGACAGAGUUGACGCGAGGUGACGUAACCCGUCAUGGCGGCGCUGUUCCUGCGAUGCGUCCACUUUCGGCAGUCCCCCAGUUUACAAUUAGGAGUGAGAUUAAGGCUGUCCACGCUGCUGGGCAUGCAUCCGCAUCCACUUCCGCACCGCGCGGAAGUGAGCGGCGCUCGCCUUUGCGGCCGCUCCCCGCCCCGGCUCCGACUCCGGCUCCGGCGCUAGCAGCAGGGGAAGCUGCUGUGGAUACGUCUGCGUCCAUUCACACUGUGGCCCAGAAUACCACGGACACUGUUCGGGACCCUCGCACUACAGUCAACCUGUCGUCCCACGGUCCCGGCUCUGUGGCACCACCUCAUGCUCCGGCGUCUCCGCCGUUCAGGCCGCUCCUCCCGUCGCCGAGCACUGUGCUGUCCUCCCGCCCCGAGACGGUUGAUACGCCUCCCAGCAGCAUGGAACUCGCCAAGGGCGAGAGCGGCAAGGCCAAGCUUAACCUUGAUCCGGCGGCGGGAGAAAGUGUCACCAGGGCGAGUACCAGGGAAGGACAACUUGGGUGGAGCUCGCCAGGAACGCGGCCGACCGAAAUGAGCGAAAACAGCGAAAUUGAGGACAGCUAUUUCCCCGAUAAGCAACUCUCGGCUAUAGAGAUGGAGGCUAAGCGGCGUACUCUGCUUGCUGCUGCAUCUGCUGCAGGAGGUGCGGAAGGUGCGGAGGUGCAGACUGAGCGCGGUGUCUCGGACUCCACCGCGGCCAUCGCUCGCCGCCCUGAUGCAGCUGCAGCAGCACAGGUAGAGUCUCGGAGUGUGGCGCCUGCACCUGCACUCCAGCAGCGGGUACGUCUCCGACCGACAGAUGGCGCCAUACUGCAUGAGCCACAUCCGCAGCGCGCGAAGCGUCCACGCGACGACGAGGAGUCACCUGCCCACGCCGGACAGAAGAAGACUCGUAUCGACCACGGGGAACAGCACCAUGUGCAGCCAGCUGCUCCUUUGGAUCCGCGUCGCGAGGCGGAGACGAGGGCGGCGGCAGAGGCCAGCGCACUUCGCAUGCGCCAGGCACAGCUCCGGGAGGCGGAGGCGGCGCUGGCCCAGCGGCGCGCAGAUGCCGAGGUGCUUCACCGCGGCCUGCAAGUGCAUUUGUCAGCUGACUUCCAGGGCCGAUCGAUUCCCAGAACAUAUGUGACGCUGCGUGAGGCGGCGUCGCGCUCGUCCGCCAACGUUGCCGCCGUCAUCGUCGACGUCAAGGGCAUGCGAAUCACCCCAACAGGAGACCGAAGCCUAACGGUCGUGAUUGCCGACCCUUCGUCGCACACGCAGGGCAAUGCGUCGGAGGACAUGGUCGUCACGCUGUUCCGCAAGACGGAGGCGCCGCUGCAUCUCCUGAGCGCCGGCAUGCCGAUUCUCUUCCGGGCACUCAAGGACGUCGAGCUGGGCUCGAUCAAGGAGGCUCAGUACUUCCAACUGACGGGCAAGCUGAACACACGUGGCGGCAAUUUCCCAAAGUACGAGCUGUACAUUGCCGACGGGACCGUGUCGGGCGACGAGGUGCGCGACUUCCACGGCGUCGGAACGCGAUACCCCUGGCUCCCCCGCGGCUCCAUCUUCACGCUCGCCGUGCAGAACGACCCCGUCGGGCCCGCCUUUGCGCCGGGCCAGAUCGUGCGCUUCCCCAACGUCCGCGUGAAGCGGUAUGCGGGGCAGCUCGAGCUCAUUUGGUCCGACAAGGUCACGCUGCAGCAGGAGCGGGACGGGUGGAAGUCGCGCCGCCACUUCCUCGUGCCGGCUGGUGAUGAGCGGGCAGAUUGGAAGAAGGGAAAAGUGCCCGACGGCCAAGCCGACCCGCGGUACAUGCCUCAGUACGAGCCAGAGGAAGUCAAGCGCGAGCCCGAACGCGAACCAGAGCGCGUGAUCGCUACACACCUGAAGACGACCCACACCGAUCCGAUCCUGCACCAGCCCAGUCCCUCGCUGAAGAACUUGAGGGAGAAUCUGACCGUGCCGAACCGAUAUCGGAUCCUGGUCCGUGUGCGCGAACUCGUCGGCCGGGGCGCAAGGGGCAGCAAGGCCGAUGACCUCGCCGUGCUCUGGUGUCGCAAGUGCAGUCGCGCUAUUCCGGAUACGUACUGCAAGAGCUGCGAGGAUACGGGCUACAGACACGCCGAGGUGCGGUGGCAGUUUGUGCUCCUGCUCGAGGACGAGGUGGGCGGGCAGCUCGUGGUCGUCAUGAGUGACCCACAAGCAUCCCGUAUCCUACCGCCCCUACCCUCCCUCGCCCACGAGUCCAGCUCGGGGAUAGGCAAACUGCGCGCGACUGCCAUUCCAGCCCUAAGACCAAAGGUCGAGAAUAUCCUCCAAGGGGCCAUGUUUGAUGGCGCGCGCACGCGGCCGUGGAUCGACAUGACGCUUGAGAGCUAUGUCGUCAAUGUGCAGGAGGGAGAGGUCGUUGCGUGGCGCGUGUUUGGGAUGGAGACGGUGUAG